UAUUUAUUGUAUAGUAUGUCAAACACAACACAAAUGAUAACAAAUUUGAAAAUUAAUUAAAAUAUUUAAACAAAUAUUUGAUUAAAUUUAAUAGUUAUUACACUUAAUGAAGGAGUGAUUAUAUAGUGGACACCAAUUCAAGUGAUUAUUACAAGAGAUGAGUGAAACAACAGAUGAUUUGUCAUUUAAGAUUGAAUGUAGUGAUGACGAGAACUACGACAACAAUGAAAACAAUUAUCGUGUGGUCAACGGCAAGAAGGUCUGGGAGCCGACCGGUGCAGACAUCGCACGACUUUAUCAACAAUUGGAGGCCAAAGGGUUCAUAGAGUUGCGGUGGCAGUGCCCCGGACGCAGGUCACCAUCUGUUCACAAUUUAGCCAUCAAUAAUAAACCCGAUGUUAUCGAUAACGAUACCAAUGGUUCAGAUAACAAGUCAUCGCUAAUGAAUGAGUUUGACUUUGAAAAUGAUUUCAAUGAUGACCACAAUUUGCUCCCAAUGGCCACUAAAAGUGGGUCACAGACUAAAAGGCGAUCAACCGGUAUUAAAAAGCAAACAAAUCUAACAAAAGUGAUGGCAGACAUCAAGAAAUAUCAUUUUGUAGACCAAACAAAAAAAUUGACAAUUCAUUCACCAAAAGUACAGACAGACACUAUUGCGACCACCAGUACUAAUGUGACGGCACUAACUGCUUCAAUAUCAUUGCCAACACCUACAGCACCCGCACCACACACACCCACUACUUCAUCACCUGUACUACCAAUGCAUUCCAUAUCUCCAAUCACUAUACCAUCAACUGUACCAUCAUUUUCAUUAUCACUGCCAAUUACUUUCAAUGAAUCCACGCCAACAUCUAUUCCUUUAUCUGAAAGUCCUGUUAAAACACCUCCUCUACUGUCAAUCGAUCCAAUUAUAACAACAGUGACAUUACCUCAAGUGAUCUCAACAACAGAUACAACUCAAUCAUUAUCUACGACCAUCUUUGACAAUACAACAAGUGGUCAAUUUGUAUCUUCUAUUAGAAGUGAUUCACCAACCGAUAUAUUGCAUGAAAAUUGAUUCAAUUGAGUCAUAUUAAGUCAUUAUAAUUGAUAAUAUAAUUUAUAUUUCAAACUGUAUUUUUGUAAAUCUUAUUGUCAUUUAAUUUAAUUUUGAAAUAAUUAUCUCAUAGUUAUAUUAC
Molecule: messenger RNA, 1178 nt
Organism: Oppia nitens
Lineage: Eukaryota; Metazoa; Arthropoda; Arachnida; Sarcoptiformes; Oppiidae
Gene: Pa1
Product: mucin-2-like
Exons: 2
Coding region: 158-1057 (299 amino acids)
Source: RefSeq, a predicted model, not a curated record